GGCAAGUUCAAGUCAUGUGACGAAUUAAGCGACGAAAGGACUGAAAUGGACAAAUUACCGAACACCCGCAACCAAACGGUAAAGAAUAAUAGGGUUACAAGGGGCCCGGUUGAUUCAUUUUCCAAAGCCUAAAACACAGUUGACGAAGUGGCUACGAUGUAUUAAGGCUUGCAGAAGACCGCACGUACAACUAAAUGUGAACAAUAUCAACAAACACAAGGCUGUAUCUUCGAAGAUGGAGGAAAUCAAAGAUUCCCCAGACUAUAACUGGUUCAGAAGCGCAGUUCCCCUGAAAAGAAUAAUUGUUGAUGAUGAUGACAGCAAAGUGUGGUCCUUGUAUGAUGCUGGCCCAAAGAGCAUCAGGUGCCCCAUCAUCUUCCUUCCUCCUGUCAGUGGAACUGCAGACGUUUUCUUUCAACAGAUGUUGGCUUUGACAGGCUGGGGCUACAGAGUAAUAUCUCUUCAAUAUCCGGUGUACUGGGAUCUCAUGGAGUUCUGUGAUGGAUUUCGUAAACUUCUUGAUCACUUACAGUUAGAUAAGGUUCAUCUGUUUGGUGCAUCCUUGGGUGGAUUCCUGGCACAGAAGUUUGCAGAGUUAACAUGCAAGUCCCCCAGAGUUCACUCUUUGAUACUGUGUAAUUCAUUCAGUGAUACCUCCAUCUUUAACCAGACAUGGACAGCGAACAGUUUUUGGUUGAUGCCAGCUUUCGUGUUGAAGAAGAUCGUUCUAGGCAACUUUGCUAAAGGACCCGUUGACCCAGAAAUGGCUGGUGCAAUUGACUUCAUGGUUGAUAGGCUGGAGAGCCUGAACCAGAGAGAGCUAGCUUCCAGAUUAACACUAAACUGUCAGAACUCCUAUGUGGAGCCACACAAAAUAAAGGAUGUUGCUGUGACAAUUAUAGAUGUUUUUGAUCAGAGUGCUCUCUCGUUAGAAGCUAAGGAAGAGAUGUAUAAAUUGUUUCCAAAUGCCAAACGAGCUCAUCUGAAAACUGGCGGAAACUUCCCUUACCUUUGCCGACGUGCCGAUGUAAACCUCUACACGCAGAUUCAUUUGCGUCAGUUCCAUGGAACACGGUAUGCUGCCAUUGACCCCGCUAUGGUGAGUGCUGAGGAGCUGGAGGUCCACGAGUGCCACCUUAAAACGUGCCAGGAAUCUGACGAGGAGCAAUAACAAGCAUUUUAUAGCACUGCAAAAAUUUUAAUGUAACUUUAUGAUUAAAAUGACGUUUAUAAGA
Syngnathoides biaculeatus (alligator pipefish) is the source of this 1235-nucleotide messenger RNA. RefSeq names its product SPG21 abhydrolase domain containing, maspardin (gene spg21). Gene Ontology annotation, molecular function: CD4 receptor binding. Gene Ontology annotation, cellular component: trans-Golgi network transport vesicle; cytosol. The coding region runs from base 236 to 1171 and encodes 311 amino acids. The transcript is spliced from 10 exons. NCBI's taxonomy places the organism in Eukaryota, Metazoa, Chordata, Actinopteri, Syngnathiformes, Syngnathidae. The record is from RefSeq and is a predicted model, not a curated record.